AUGGGAGUGAUAAGUUUAAUAUGUGGAAUUAUUCAUAUCGUUGGUUUUGCUGAUCCCAAUGAGCCUACAAUGCGUGAACCAUUGUUUUUAGUAACCUUCUUUAGCUUUCUUGCUAUCUCCAUUUAUGGAAUUUCAAAAUUGCAACUCCAACGUCUAAAUUUUCAAGCAGAAGUUAUAAUUGCAUCAUUUGGAUUUAUUUUGUUUAUCGUAACUUCAAUUGUAUCAAUGGUGAAUGUAGAGAACGAUCAACACUUGGUGUACAUGUCAGACGAUGCUGAAACUGCUCAUCCUUAUUUCAACAUCAAUUGUUAUCAAAGCAUAGCGUCGCUUAUUAUGAAAUUUCUGAAAACGAUUCGCUAG
This is a messenger RNA of Clunio marinus, 360 nucleotides long. The record is from the annotation of a GenBank genome assembly. NCBI's taxonomy places the organism in Eukaryota, Metazoa, Arthropoda, Insecta, Diptera, Chironomidae.